AUGGCGGGCGGGCGGGCCGGGCCCGGGGCGCUGCUGGCCCUGCUGGCGCUGCGGGCGCUCGGGGCGGCGGCGCACCCGCAGUGCCUGGACUUCAGGCCGCCCUUCCGGCCGCCGCAGCCGCUGCGCUUCUGCGCGCAGUACUCGGCCUUCGGCUGCUGCACCCCGGAGCAGGACGAGGCGCUGGCCCGCCGCUUCGGAGCCCUGGCGGCGCGCGUGGACGCCGCGGAGUGGGCCGCGUGCGCCGGCUACGCGCUCGACCUGCUGUGCCAGGAAUGCUCGCCGUACGCGGCCCACCUCUACGACGCCGAGGACCCGUCCACGCCCCUGCGGACCGUGCCCGGGCUCUGCGAGGACUACUGUCUGGACAUGUGGCAGACGUGUCGGGGCCUGUUCCGCCACCUGUCACCGGACCGAGAACUCUGGGCCCUGGAGGGCAACCAGGCCAAGUUCUGCCGCUACCUGUCGCUGGACGACACGGACUACUGCUUCCCCCACCUGCUGGUCAAUGAGAACCUCAACUCCAAUCUGGGCCGCGUGGUGGCCGACGCCAAGGGCUGCCUGCAGCUGUGCCUGGAAGAGGUGGCCAACAGGCUGCGCAACCCCGUGGCCAUGGUGCACGCCCGGGAUGGCACCCACCGCUUCUUCGUGGCCGAGCAGGUGGGGCUGGUGUGGGCCUACCUGCCGGACCGCUCCCGGCUGGAGAAGCCCUUCCUGAACAUCAGCCGGGCCGUGCUCACCUCACCCUGGGAGGGUGACGAGCGGGGCUUCCUGGGCAUAGCCUUCCACCCCAGCUUCCGGCACAACGGCAAGCUCUACGUCUACUACUCAGUGGGGUUUGGCUUCGACGAGUGGAUCCGCAUCAGCGAGUUCCAGGUCUCCGCAGAUGACAUGAACACCGUGGACCACAGCUCUGAGAGGAUAAUCCUGGAGAUUGAAGAACCAGCCUCGAACCACAACGGGGGCCAGCUGCUGUUUGGGGACGAUGGGUACCUCUACAUCUUUACUGGUGAUGGCGGGAUGGCUGGAGACCCCUUUGGAAAGUUUGGAAAUGCCCAAAACAAGUCGGCGCUGCUGGGCAAGGUGCUGCGCAUCGACGUGGACCGCAACGAGCGCGGCCCGCUCUACCGCAUCCCGCGCGACAACCCGUUCGUGGGCGACCCCGCCGCGCGGCCCGAAGUCUACGCCCUGGGCGUGCGCAACAUGUGGCGCUGCUCGUUCGACCGCGGCGACCUGACGAGCGGCGCGGGCCGCGGGCGCCUCUUCUGCGGAGACGUGGGCCAGAACAAGUUCGAGGAGGUGGACCUGGUGGAGCGCGGCCGCAACUACGGCUGGCGCGCCCGCGAAGGCUUCGAGUGCUACGACCGCAAGCUGUGCGCCAACACCUCCCUCGAUGACGUGCUGCCGAUUUUCGCCUACCCGCACAAACUGGGCAAGUCGGUCACGGGAGGCUAUGUGUACCGGGGCUGUGAGUACCCCAACCUGAACGGCCUCUACAUUUUCGGUGAUUUUAUGAGUGGGCGUCUGAUGUCCCUCCGAGAGAACAUGGAGACAGGCCAGUGGCGGUACAGCGAGAUCUGCAUGGGUCGAGGCCAGACCUGUGCGUUCCCGGGCCUCAUUAACAACUACUACCCUCAUAUCAUCUCCUUUGCUGAGGAUGAGGCCGGGGAGCUGUACUUCAUGUCAACAGGCGUGCCGAGUGCCACAGCGGCCCGUGGGGUUGUCUACAAGGUGAUCGACCCUUCCAGACGGGCACCACCCGGCAAGUGUCGGAUCCAGCCUGCCCAGGUGAAGGUGAGGAGCCGCCUCAUCCAGUUUGUGCCCAAAGAAAAGUUCAUCCGGAGGGCAGAGAGCACCCCACCGCCCACAGCGCGUGUACCCACCCAGGCGCCCCGCCGCAGCCGCCCCACAGUUGCUCUGCCCGCACCCACCCCGCGGCCCGCAAGGCCCACCCGGCGACCCGGGGGCCGGAGGGGUGGCGGGCGGCGGCGGGGUCGACCAGGCACUGCGGACUCCACGCCCUCGAACGGCGCCGUGCGCCUGGUGCGGCCCGCGGGCCUGAGUGCGGGCCGCGGGCGUGUGGAGGUGUUCGCGGGUGGACGCUGGGGCACCGUGUGUGACGACGCCUGGGACACCAAGGCUGCCGCCGUCGUGUGCCGCCAGCUGGGCUUUGCGCACGCCGUGCGGGCCACCAAGCGCGCCCAGUUUGGCGAGGGCCGCGCGCUGCCCAUCCUGCUGGAUGACGUGCGCUGCGCGGGCAGCGAGCGCAACCUGCUGGAGUGCACGCACGCGGGCGUGGGCACGCACAACUGCGGGCACGAGGAGGACGCGGGCGUCGUGUGCAGCCACGAGGACCCUGACCUGUAGGCGAGCACCAUCGGGCCGGCAGCAGCCCGGCAGGGCCCCUCCGCCCUGAGCGCGCCUGGUGCGCGCACAAGCCUGCGGGCAGAGGGGGCCCAUCUGUAAUGCUGUCCUGUGGGCGCGUGUGAGGUGUGUGUAGUGCUCCCGGGCUCUGUGUCCCUGCCCACGUGCCUUCCGCAGACCAGAAGCCACAGUGUGUUGGGGUCUGUGUAGUCACCGGCCCCAGGUGUUCUUUUCUUACCUCCAAACAUCUCCGGCACAUGCAGGAACACAGUCUGGCCAUGGACCCUCAGCACUGAGGGCUACCACCCUUCAAGGGCAGACUUGGUCCUUGGCUGCAUUAACAGAGGCAUAGCUGGCAGAUUGAGGGAGGGGACCAGGCUUGUCCUGCCCAGGGUUUGAGUGGAAGGCCCUGGACCAUCUGGAGCGUGGCCUACAGAAGGUGACUCAGAGAGCAUGGGCAGGUGGCCCGGCAGGUAGAGGUACUGAAAACAGGAAGGCGUCCAGUGGGGCAAAGGGAAGCUGUUAGACCGAUGAGCCCAGAGUGAACUGUGGGCCAUGGCCGUCUGAGCGAGGAUCAGGCUGCCUGGGGGAAGUGAGCAUCUGGAGAGGGCUGGCUGGGGGAGGGGGGUUCUGGAUGACCUCUGGCAGAAGCCUCUUGGUCAUCUUGGACUUCAUUAUCAUCGUGGGUCCAUGUGGAUGCUCUGGGGACAGUGCUGGGGCCCUGGGCCCUGAGACUUGACUCUCCAGGGCUCACUGGGAGAGAAGCCACCCACCUGGCCACUCCAAGCACCAUGGCCCCCCAGUGAAUGGGGGGGGCAUCAGGUUUCUCUGCAUUAAAGGCUGUGUUAGGGCCACUGGAACCACCUUGGUCCUCUCCAUCCCCAUGCUGCUCAGUGAAAUCCCAGGGGACCCUCUGAUUCCUCCAGCAUCUCCCCCCCAGGGGUCCGGAAAGACUACUGAUGCUCUGUCACCUGAAGCUGUGCCAACAACGUGACUGUUUACA
Messenger RNA from Callorhinus ursinus (northern fur seal), 3364 nucleotides. It is a transcript of the gene HHIPL1, whose product is annotated as HHIP like 1. The record is from RefSeq and is a predicted model, not a curated record. Gene Ontology annotation, cellular component: membrane. Lineage: Eukaryota; Metazoa; Chordata; Mammalia; Carnivora; Otariidae.